Molecule: messenger RNA, 6129 nt
Organism: Aedes albopictus (Asian tiger mosquito)
Lineage: Eukaryota; Metazoa; Arthropoda; Insecta; Diptera; Culicidae
Product: protein O-mannosyl-transferase Tmtc3
Exons: 12
Coding region: 2162-5302 (1046 amino acids)
Biological process (GO): protein O-linked glycosylation via mannose
Cellular component (GO): endoplasmic reticulum
Molecular function (GO): protein binding; mannosyltransferase activity
Source: RefSeq, a predicted model, not a curated record
CUCUUCGGAGCAACUGCAUCCUACGAGCUCCGGAAAAUCCUUCGGCGACAGGAUCUACCACCAACGGACGAACACACAGUUCGGAAAAAGUCAAAAAGUACACCCAUGUGACGGUCGUGGCUUCAGUCUCUCGGUAACUACAAUGGCAAACGGACGUGGCCAAAAACGCGCACCAUUGAACCGUGUUUUGUCGUUUCCUCGAUCUUAGCCCUUAAAGCUGUCCUCCUCUCUCAGUCAAUGCAAUUCCCGAUCCCCGGGAUUGAUAAGAACUAUUCCUCACCUCCUGUCCCGAAGCGCAAUUUAAAGUCCAACGGGAUUGUGUGAAUUUUAAAGUUCGCAGCGGUGACGCUCGCGUGACGGUCGGUUUGUCUGUCGGGUCGUUCGUCGUUCAUGGUUGAAUUCCAGUUGGAAUCGCGUCGCGUCGCGUCGUGCAUGGUGAGAACAGUGGCGAAUGAGAGAAACAACAACACCAAAAACGGCACCACCAGCGCCAGCCAGAAGUCUGCACGGAAGAGAAGAACCAAGAACAAACCAGAAACCGUGUGACCUCUCUUGUGCAUGUGUGUGGUGCGGCAGCCGAGGUGGAUGGGCUUCAACCUAAACUGACAGCUUCAAGCUGCUGGGAAAUCGUCGAAAUUUCUUCGUCGGGAGUGAUUUUGUUGGUCCACCUGUCGUCGUCAGCUGAGUUGAAGGUGGACUUUUAGGAAGUGAGUUUUGUCUUCCCGGUACGGAUUUUGGAAGCGGCGAUGGAGGCACGCAAGUGAUAAUCGAAUUAGCGGACGAGAACUUUAAAUUCGAUUGAGUGACCAAGGAAAAGUUUGUCCCGGAGCCGAAGAACAGGACCAAGUGUUGUGAUAGGACAGGUGUCCAAUUAGAAAGAAACUUGCUCCGUACGUGACAACGGUGGGAGUUGCUAGGCAGCAGCAAGGUCGGCGAUUGUUUUCAACCUUCAAGGCCUGGACAGAGGACAAACCCACGGAAAUUCGAGAUCCGAAAAAGGUGGUUCCGCAACGGAUCAAUGUUCUUUCGGUAGACAAGCGUUUGUUUACGUUCCGAGAAGAUGUGAUUAUCGAGAAGAACUGGUUUGAGCAACAGUAACAUCCCAUCCGGAACUGAAGGCCGGAACACUGGAGGCCUUGGGAAAAAUGAAACGGCUCCAGCAGCAACUUCGAUAUUGACAUUUGGCUGCUUGCUCUGCAGAUAUCGUGUUUUGUUUUUGGUUUGCAUAUGUACAGAGUUCAUGUGCCUACUCGCGUUGGGGGUUGUACGUGUAUGUGAGAGUGGCCGCAGCAGCCAACUGCUGGAGAGCGAAACAUGAUGAUGAAAAUCUUAGCAAAAGUUCUGCAGCAUCCAAUGCAUGGCUACUAAAUCUUAAAGUGUUGCUUUCUGUGUUAGUUUGAAUAAUAAACCUAGAGUAUAUUAGUUGUUACCCUGAAGUCCACAAGUUAAAAACAGCAACCUUGCACAACAAAUAAAUACCAAAACCAUUUAUGUUCCAAUAAGAAAAUCCGCCUGCUGAUGAGCUGCGGCGGAAAAGUGUGUUAGUGUUACGGCGCUGCCUGCAUGCAUAUUCUACUACGGGAGGAGGCCAGAUUUGGGAAAAAUCUCGGUGUGUUCGAGUUGGUUGGUUGUGGAGAAGAGCGGUGGUGAUGCUGUGAAAGCGAGAAAGAAAAGUGUUUCCAGUGCAAAAACGUGUGUUGGUGGUGGUCUGUGUUGGUGAUUUUUGCGUAUACUAGAACGCAGAGCGCGCCGGCAGCGAAGUCGACGACAACGGAACGAGGCGUAGGCUUUCGCAAAAAACGGACGGUUCGGUUCCAUCGUUGGUCGGUCGGUCUCCUGCGUGUUCGGUCGGAUUAAAAGUGCGGCAUAUUUUCCGAUGUCAAAUUAUGAGCUAAAUUCAAUUUUCCGGUCCCAACGGCGGCAGCGGCGCCAUCAAAAGGUCUGGCACGUCGAGGAACGCCACGACAACGACGUCGGGUGUUAGGGGAAGAAAUUCUUUGUUGGUUCUUUCGUAGUUUGAUCGACGGGAAAAGUCUCUGUUAGGGUUAAAGUUAGUGUGUAAAAAUGUUGUUUGCGCGCCUUCGAUGAGUGUAUAAAUAAGCUGAAGUAGCCCGUGUUAGUAGAACAAUUUUUCGAAGGAAAAUAAGAAGAAAUCGUCAAAAUGUCGUCGGCCCAUCUGUACGGGGCGUUGAUUGCCCUGACCUGUGUGCUGUGCUACCACAACAGUCUCAACUGUGGAUUCGUGUUCGACGACAUCAGCGCCAUCAAAGAAAACCGGGACCUGAGGCCACACUCGUCGAUUAAGAAUGUGUUCCUGAACGAUUUCUGGGGAACGCCGAUGCAUAAGGAACAAAGCCAUAAAUCAUACCGGCCGCUGUGUGUGCUGACGUUCCGGUGGAACUAUUUGCUCCAUGGGCUCGAACCGGCCGGGUACCAUCUGGUGAACGUGGUCCUGCACACGAUCGUCUCGCUCAUGUACUUCCGAAUGUGCGCAAUGCUCCUGUCGGAAGUGUCCAGCUUUGCAGCGGCGUUGCUGUUUGCAGUGCACCCCAUCCACACCGAGGCGGUGACCGGUGUGGUUGGUCGAGCCGAAACGCUGUCGUCGGUGUUUUUCCUGGCGGCGUUCAUUUUCUACACCAAGGCGACGCGGCGGAAAAAAGCCACAGGCUGGCGCUACUUGACGCUGGCAAUGAUCUUCGUAGCGACGGCGAUGCUUUGCAAGGAGCAAGGCAUCACCAUCACCGGCAUCUGCGCCAUCUACGAAAUCUUCGUCGCCCAAAAGAUCCGCCUCGGCGACAUCUACCACCUGGCCCGGUCGGUGCUGAGUGGGAAAUCGCUCGCCCUGCCCAGCGGAUGGUGGCCACAUGAGGCCACCCGACGGUUGGCCGUCCUGUGCGUGGCCACGGUGGCGCUGCUGUUCGCUCGAUUGCAAAUUAUGGGCUCGCAGCUGCCGGUCUUUACGAGGUUCGAUAAUCCGGCCUCCGUUUCGGUGACCCCGACGCGGCAACUGUCCUACAACUACCUGGUGUCGGUCAACCUGUGGCUGCUGCUGUUUCCGUGCGACCUGUGCUGCGACUGGACCAUGGGAACCGUUCCGCUUGUGGAGAGUUUUUCCGAUCCGCGGAAUCUGACCACCCUGGCGGCGUACAGCCUGAUCGGGGUCCUGGUGUGGAUGGCGUUUCUGCAGGGGGACCGACACCGGUCCGGUGUUAUUGUGAUGGGACUUGCCUUUAUGAUCCUGCCGUUUCUGCCAGCGUCCAACCUGUUCUUUCCGGUGGGGUUUGUCAUCGCCGAAAGAGUUCUCUACAUGCCUUCGAUGGGAUUCUGUAUCCUGGUGGCCUAUGGAUUCCAGCUCCUCUCGGAACGAUGGAAUCGCAAAAUGACCUGGUGCUGUUUGGGGUUCCUUCUGCUGAGCCACUCGGUCAAAACCUACAAUAGAAACGCGGAUUGGGAAUCAGAGUAUACCAUCUUCAUGUCCGGCCUGAAAGUCAAUCAGAGGAAUGCAAAACUGUUCAACAACGUUGGGCAUGCCCUCGAGAGCGAAGGCAAGUUCGAGGAAGCUCUCCAGUUCUUCCACAAAGCAGUAAGCGUUCAACAGGACGACGUCGGAGCGCACAUAAACGUCGGCAGGACGUACAACCAUCUGAAGAUGUUCAAAGAAGCCGAAAUGGCCUACCUGAAGGCGAAAUCCCUGCUGCCGAAAGCCAAACCAGGCGAAUCCUAUCAGGCGCGGAUAGCCCCAAACCACCUGAACGUGUUCCUGAAUCUGGCGAAUCUGAUCUCGAAGAAUGCCACCCGGCUGGAGGAGGCGGAUUUGCUGUACCGGCAGGCGAUCAGCAUGCGAUCGGAUUACACCCAGGCAUACAUCAACCGGGGGGACAUUCUGAUCAAGCUGAACCGCACCAAGGAAGCGCAGGAGGUGUACGAGCGGGCGCUGCUGUACGAUAGCACCAACCCGGAUAUUUAUUAUAAUCUGGGAGUGGUCUUCUUGGAGCAAGGAAAAGCCUCCCAAGCGUUGGCCUACCUCGACAAAGCACUGGAGUUCGAUCCGGAACAUGAGCAAGCUCUGCUGAACUCGGCCAUCCUGCUGCAGGAGCUGGGCCGACCCGAACUGAGGAAAAUUGCUCGCGAGCGACUGCUGAAACUGCUAGCCAAAGAUGAAUCCAACGAGCGGGUGCACUUCAACCUGGGCAUGCUGGCGAUGGACGAUCGCAACACGGAUGAGGCGGAAAACUGGUUCCGGAGGGCGGUGCAUCUGAAGCAGGAUUUCCGCAGCGCGCUGUUCAAUCUGGCGUUGCUGCUGGCCGACGACCAUCGGCCGCUGGAGGCAGCGCCGUUUCUGAACCAGCUGGUCAAGUACCAUCCGGAUCACAUCAAGGGGCUGAUUCUGCUGGGCGAUAUCUACAUCAACAACAUCAAGGAUCUGGAUGCGGCGGAGAAUUGCUACAAACGCAUCCUCCAGCUGGACCCCGUCAACAUCCAGGGCCUGCACAACCUGUGCGUGGUGUACGUCGAGCGCGGCAAACUGGCCCAGGCCCAGGCGUGCCUAUCGCACGCCCACCAGCUGGCCCCCGGCGAGGACUACAUCCUGCGCCACCUGCAGAUCGUGCAGACCCGCAUCCAGCGACUGCGGGGGACACCGGAACCGAGCCGGGAGAAAGAAAUUGCCUUUGCCGAGUACGACCCCCGGGAGUUCGGGGGCAACCCGGAUGACGACGUUGUCGACUUGCAGCAGCUAAUCAGCAGCAGCAGCGACAGCAGUGUUGUAAAUAGUGAUAGUGAGGGUGAGGGAGAGAGGGUGGAUAGCAGUAGCAGUAGUGAUAGUAGUGACACUAGCAGUAAUAACCAUAAUAAUCUGAAAACAUCAUUACCUCAUGCGGAUGGCGCAGAUGACGCCACCAAAGUCAGUAGCCCCGACAGCAGCGGCAGUAGCAGCAGUGAUCCUAUUUUUAUCGAACCUGAAGAGCCAAUCUCGGCCCAGGCAGCAGCGGCCGUGGUCGAGGACCCUCUGGUGGCCAACGAAAGCCACCAACAGCAGCCUAGAUUAAGUGAACCUAGCAGUAGUAGUGGUAGCAGUAGUGAUAGUAGGAGCAGUAGUCCCCAAUCCCAUCAAAAUCACCCUCAACAACAACAGCAACACCAACAUCCGCAGCAGCAGCAGCAGCAACAGCGAAGGAGGAAAAACCACCACCACCACCAGCACCGUCAGCCUGAACAAGAGCACACGGCGUCGGAUGGUGCCGCCAGCAGCUCCCCGUUGGUAGGGAAGGACUUGGAUGAUCCAUCGUCCGGGAUGUCAUAGCAUCAGAUUCUUAAUUACAAGUUAGACUGUUUCAAAAUUAAUUAGGAACUGAAAACUGUGGACUGACUGAAAAAGCGAACAUCAACACGGGCAUGCUAGGCGGUGCCGUGCUGUUGCUGUGCUGCUAUGCUGGUGGCUGCUGAUAAACUAAUGAUUAUGAUGGUGUUGUACUGUGUGUGUGGGUGGGUGGUUGGAUUUCGUGUAAGAAGAGGAAUGAACGAGAAGGAUGUUCCAUGUAGGAUUCGGGGGAAAGGAUUGAAUUUUGUAAUGGUUGACGUUGAAGAAUGGGUUUUUUCCCAGCGGUGGGUUAAAGGAAAAUCAGAUAGCUCUCUCUCUUUAUUAAGACCCAUAGGAGAGUGACUAACCAAGCAGCAUAUUAAUGAUGGGGAAAGUCUUCGACACUUGUGGCGUGGUUUUUGUUAUGGGAUCGAAGAGGGAGACUGGCAGGCUCAUUUGUAUGGUGUCGUGUCGGUUCCAUAAUGAGGAUGAAACAUAUUGGAAAGUUCAUUCAACAAUACAAAAUUCAUGAUUAAAUUUUGAUGUGGAUUUGGCCAAUAGCUUCUUAUACGAUAAAUCAACGAAAGUUUUGAGUAAUAUGCAUCAGUAUUAAAAAAGAAGAAGAUAUAUCAUGGCUUCAGGUAUUUCAGUAUACAAAUUAAAGCUCAGACAAGAAUUGUACAGUUCUAGAUUCCCGAAAUAACUCAGUACAUACAUCAUUGCUUGUGCCAACGAACACUUGAAUGUAAAGGAGACGCAUGGUUGCCCAACACAGAAAAUCAGAUAUAAACGCCAAUAAGUGUGAAAGUGAAGGCAGCCAUGCUAAUGAA